AUGAGCACCUUUCCAAGACCUGAUGCUGGAGCCGACUCCGUCUACUUCCAGUCUUCAGUCCGGUCUUCUGAUUUUUGCCAAUCAGUCGACGACCGGACUCUCUCAAACCAUGUGGCCACCAGGAAAACGCAACCUGUCGCUCUGACGCCAUCCGUGUCUCGUCCUCAAACGAGUCUUGCCAGGUCGAGCACUGCGGUACCGCAAUCACGACCCUCCACUACCGUUUCUGGUCGAAAGUCUCGGCAAAGCACACUGACAUCCGUGCUUGGUUCAACUGAUCGCCAGACCAUAAUCUGCGCUCUAUCUGAAGCCCGUGGCGUGGCACCGUCGGUCGGGGUUGCUCUAGUGAAUCUGAGUCUUGGUGAAGCCGUACUCAGUCAAAUCUGCGACAACCAAUCCUAUGUCAAGACUGUGCACAAGUUGCAAAUGGCCGGCCCCUCGCGAAUCGUCUUCAUGUCCACAGCGUGUCCGCCCAACAAAAACAGUGUGCUAUAUUCCCUAGUGGAUGAACUGAUUCCUGAUGCCGCCAUCGAGCUUUUUGAACGAUCUGCUUGGUCGGAGGUGGAUGGCCUGGAUUACAUCAACAAGCUCGCUUUUGAGAGCGACAUUGACCCGAUCAAGGUGGCGAUACAGGGAAAAUACUAUUCAGUCAGCUCCUUUGCAGCGGCCAUGAAAUUCAUUGAAUAUACGUUUGAUCUCAGCUUCGCUCCGAAUUCGCUGCGCAUUCGAUAUCGCCCAUCAGAAGAUACCAUGAUGAUUGAUAUUUCAGUCGUACAAUCCUUGGAGAUUUUGCACAAUAUCAGCAAUCCAAAAUCCAAAGACAAUCUGUUUGGGUUGCUCGACCAGACCAUCACCCCGAUGGGAUCGCGCAUGCUUCGAAGCAAUAUUCUGCAGCCCCCAACAAAGUUCGAAACGUUCAUAGGACCCCGAUACGACGCCCUGGGUGAGCUUAUCGGAUCGGAGGAGAUGUUUCACAGUGUUCGAAAAGCGCUGCAAAAUUUUAAAGAUGUCGAACGAAUCCUGACAAAGAUUAUUACGAUAUCCGCCAAGACUACGAUCAAUCAAGCAGAACAACAGAUCCAGUACAUAAUCACGGUCAAGGCAUUCUUGGAGGCGGUUCCAGAGCUGCAUCAGGCGCUUUCCGCCUGCAAAAGCGCCUUGCUGGUGAAAAUACGGGACAUAUGCCGGCCGGAGGUGGUGAAUUCCAUCAUGAAGAGAAUCCGGGCUGUCAUUGAAGCAGACGUGACCGUCAUGUCGUCGCCAUUGGACAUGAGAAACGCACGAACGUUUGCUGUCAAGUCUGGCAUCAAUGGCAUGCUGGAUGUUGCACGCCAAACCUACAAAGAACUUACCGAACAGAUUCAUUUGCACGUCAACGACAUUGAAACUCAUUGCGGCAUUCGGCCGGUGUUGAAGUUCGACAAUGGCCGAAAAUACUGGCUCAAGAUUAGUUCGCUGGGAGAUGGAGCCAUUCCGCCCAUCUUUAUAAACGCCAUCAGAAAAAAAGACUAUAUCGAAUGCCAGACAAUGCCGCUUGUCAAGCUCAAUGUCCGGCUCUCGGAAACGUCAAACGAAAUAGUUGUCCGCAGUGAUGUAAUGAUACAGGGGUUGAUCUUGAAUCUCAGAGAGGCGUCUGCGGAGCUAUUCAGGGUGUGCGAAUCCGUGGCUCUUGUCGACAUGGUAGCAUCAUUCGCACAUCUGUCUACAAUCAGGGACUACACCAGACCCGAGUUUACAGGUACAUUUGCGGUGAAAGCAGGGCGCCAUCCAAUUCUAGACAAGGUUAUGCCGGAGGAUCUUGUUCCAAACGAUUACUACGUCUCAAGCCAGAGAUGCUUCCAGAUUGUGACGGGAUGCAACAUGGCAGGGAAAAGCACUUAUAUAAGAACGGCUGCCCUGCUGCAAAUCAUGGCCCAAAUCGGGUGUUUCGUCCCUGCUGAAUACGCCUCGUUUUCUAUUAUCCACAACAUCUUCGCCCGGGUAUCGCUCACCGACAACCUGGAAGCCAAUCUUUCCACAUUUUCCGUGGAGAUGAGAGAAAUGGCAUUCAUUCUGCGAAACAUGGACGAAAAAAGCUUGAUCAUCGUCGACGAGCUUGGCCGAGGAACCAGCACACGGGAUGGCCUGUCUAUUGCGAUUGCAAUGUCAGAAGCGCUGAUUGAAUCCAAGGCAUUCGUAUGGUUUGCGACGCACUUCCUCGACCUUGUCAACGUUCUCGAGGAUCGCCCGAGCGUGAUGAAGCUUCAUCUAGCUUCUGAGCGAUCGCUGGCGGAAGACGGCACGCCCCAACUUUGCAUGCUGUAUAAAGCGACCGCGGGCACGGUCGACGCCACUCAGCAUUACGGAAUCGCUCUCGCGCGAGCGCUGGGGUUUCCCCGAAGCUUCACGGACCGGGCAGAAGAGGUGGCGAGGGAGAUGCGACGGCGGAGAGAGGCCAACUGGCGGAACUCGGAGUCCAGGAAGCUGGUGGCUCGGCGCAAGCUGGUCCUUGACCUUUACGAAGCGCUUCAGCAAGCGGCGGAGCACGGGAACCAGGAGACGCUGCCGAGGUAUCUGCAGCGCCUGCAGGAGGAGUUCAUAACGCGGAUGAAUGAGUUGGACACGGCGUGA
Molecule: messenger RNA, 2610 nt
Organism: Ustilaginoidea virens
Lineage: Eukaryota; Fungi; Ascomycota; Sordariomycetes; Hypocreales; Clavicipitaceae
Exons: 6
Coding region: 1-2610 (869 amino acids)
Biological process (GO): mismatch repair; reciprocal meiotic recombination
Cellular component (GO): nucleus
Molecular function (GO): ATP-dependent DNA damage sensor activity; mismatched DNA binding; ATP binding
Source: RefSeq, a predicted model, not a curated record